Molecule: messenger RNA, 1825 nt
Organism: Myotis daubentonii (Daubenton's bat)
Lineage: Eukaryota; Metazoa; Chordata; Mammalia; Chiroptera; Vespertilionidae
Gene: RIMS4
Product: regulating synaptic membrane exocytosis 4
Biological process (GO): regulation of synaptic plasticity; positive regulation of synaptic transmission; calcium ion-regulated exocytosis of neurotransmitter
Cellular component (GO): presynaptic membrane; cytoskeleton of presynaptic active zone
Molecular function (GO): transmembrane transporter binding; small GTPase binding
Source: RefSeq, a predicted model, not a curated record
CCCCCACAGCCGGCGGGGGGCGCCGCGGGCCAGAGAGCGCAGCGCCGCCGCCGCCGCCGCCGCCGCUUCCACCACCGCCGCCAGCACCUCCGCCGCCGCCGGGAGCACAGCGCGCCGCGGGCUCCGCACACCGCCGGCUCCCGGCCACCCGCCAGCCCCGCCGCGGAGUCCCGCCGGCCCCGGGCCGCCGCCACCACGCCGCGCGCCGUACUCCGCGUCAAGAAUGGGGCGGCCAAGCUGCCCAAGCCGCCCGCCGCCGCCGCGGCCGAGGCGCCCGGCGCCGGGGCCGGCAUGGAGCGCUCGCAGAGCCGUCUCAGCCUGUCCGCCUCCUUCGAGGCGCUCGCCAUCUACUUCCCGUGCAUGAACUCCUUCGACGAUGAGGACGCGGGGGACAGCCGGAGGCUGAAGGGGGCCAUUCAGAGGAGCACGGAGACGGGCCUGGCGGUGGAGAUGCCCAGCCGGACGCUGCGCCAGACCAGCCAUGAGUCCAUCGAGGACAGCAUGAACAGCUACGGCUCGGAGGGCAACCUUAACUACGGGGGAGUCUGCCUGGCAUCGGAUGCACAGUUCAGUGACUUCCUGGGCAGCAUGGGGCCAGCGCAGUUUGUGGGCCGCCAGACCCUGGCCACCACACCGAUGGGGGACGUGGAGAUUGGCUUGCAGGAGCGGAAUGGUCAGCUCGAAGUGGACAUCAUCCAGGCGCGGGGACUGACAGCCAAGCCAGGCUCCAAGACACUGCCAGCGGCCUAUAUCAAGGCCUACCUGCUGGAGAAUGGCGUCUGCAUUGCCAAGAAGAAGACUAAAGUUGCUCGCAAAUCACUGGACCCACUGUAUAACCAGGUGCUGCUGUUUCCUGAGAGUCCCCAGGGCAAAGUCCUGCAGGUGAUCGUGUGGGGCAACUAUGGACGGAUGGAGCGGAAGCAGUUCAUGGGUGUGGCCCGCGUGCUGCUGGAGGAACUGGACUUGACCACCCUGGCCGUGGGCUGGUACAAGCUCUUCCCCACCUCCUCCAUGGUGGACCCAGCCACAGGCCCCCUGCUCCGGCAGGCAUCCCAGUUGUCCCUCGAGAGCACCGUGGGGCCCUGCAGUGAGCAAUCUUAGUGCCAGGAACGGGGAGGGGCUCCCUGAGAUGGCCUGGAGACCACCCAGCCCCGACCUGGGACCCCAGGCCCAGGGGCAUCUUGAACAGAGGAGGACGGGGUUCUCCCCCACGGUGGGGAAGCAGAACAGGGAGACCUACCCCCCUUGGACCCUCCUCACCCUUCUUUGCCUCCUAUCCCCUGAGACCUUUCCUUUCCCAGUGGGAUUGGCUGCACUUUUGACUUGGCCGGUUCUUGACCUGGUGGAUGUGGCUGCAAUCCGAAGAAGGGAAGACUGAGGUGGCAGAGCAAACCACUCUCCUGCCCCAGACACUAUCUGACUGCUCCCCUCUUUGCGUCCUCGGAAGCUCGCUCCCCGGAGCCAAGUCCAGAACCCAGCAGCCAUCUCCAUGGUGCCAACUACCAGCAAGUGUCUUUCCUGCGGCACCGGGUUCAGGCAGCUACACCUGCCCCAAAGCUGAUGGGGCAGCUUUGCAAGGAUCCGGAGCCAGCUCCGAGGGGCCCUGAGCCCCCCGCUGAAAGAGGAGCUCCGGUCUCCCUCCGCCUGCCCGUGGAAGAAGCUUUGCCGCAGCCUGUCCAAGUCCAUCUGUCUGUCCCCUCCUGCCCGCCUCUCUUCCAGUGGAAUUGGGGUCCAGCAGGGACCAAAGGAAAGGAGGAGGUGCCCAGGGCCUGGCACAGACCCCCGGGGUGCCUUGCUCUGUGCGAUUGAAACAAGUUGCUGUGGA